Molecule: messenger RNA, 309 nt
Organism: Microthlaspi erraticum
Lineage: Eukaryota; Viridiplantae; Streptophyta; Magnoliopsida; Brassicales; Brassicaceae
Source: the annotation of a GenBank genome assembly
AUGGCAUGGAACUGUUUCGUGAUAUGUCUCAAAGAGGAUUGGUUGGCGAACACAGUCACUUACAACACUCUUAUCCAAGGGUUUUUCCAAGCUGGAGAUUGUGAGAUGCCCAACAAGUUUUCAAACAGAUGGUUUCUUGGUGUGCCUCCUGAUAUUUGGACAUACAACAUUUUGUUAGAUGGGCUCUGGUUGUGCAAGGCUGGGAAGGUGGAAGAUGCGUGGAAGUUAUUUGUAGCCUCAGUCAAAGGAGUGAAGCCUGAUGUUGUAACAUACACUACAAUGAUCUCGGGAUUCUGUAGAAAGGUUUAA